AUGGCAGCCGUCGCAAAUCCCCUCAAAUCCAAUGAGCCCACUUUAACCACCACUGUAGCUGAGGAGCUGCCUGGGCAGACCCUCGCUCCUUCUCCGGGUUACGUGGACGUUGAGCUUCGCAACCUCGCCAUCACGACCACACUCGGCGUCAAGUGCACCGUCACCAAAGUUGUGGGCAGCCCCGUCCAGGGCGAUCCGACCCUGACCAAGUACCCCUACACGGUCACAUCUACGGCGGCAACGAAUUGCCACGGCUGCAAGUUGAGCGUGAUCACGCGCUCGGUCAUCACGUUCGAGCCAGUGAAGUACACCAAGACGAUCACAGCUCCUGAUCCAACCACCGAAUAUAGUUGGGUGUGUUUGCCGACUGGGUUGGCAGAAUAG
This is a messenger RNA of Diaporthe citri, 384 nucleotides long. RefSeq lists its product as uncharacterized. NCBI's taxonomy places the organism in Eukaryota, Fungi, Ascomycota, Sordariomycetes, Diaporthales, Diaporthaceae. The record is from RefSeq and is a predicted model, not a curated record. Bases 1 to 384 code for a protein of 127 amino acids. The transcript has a single exon.